UACCUCCGGACACACGACCAUGAAUCGGCCAUCUGCAAUCCUAGCCAUCAUCUUCGCUGCGAUGCUGCUAGCACCACCACCUCUCCAAGCGAGCGCUUUGUGCUUCUCGCACGACGAAGAUCUGUCCCCGUGCCUCAAAUACUUCAAAGGCGGCGGGGGACCGCGCCAUCGGCCGCAUGCUAAACGGAAUGCGGACGGUGGUGGCCAUGGCUGAGACCGGCGUCAAUCGACGCCUCAUCUGCACCUGCCUGAAGUCCAUGGCCAGCCGGGUAUCCGGGGCGACCGUCGAGCUUGUUGGCGGCCUUCCGGCUAAACGUGGAGUGGCUGUGGCGCCGUUUGAGACUAGCCCCAAAACUGAUUGUGACAAGCAGCAGGGUGUAGUGAUGAAUUGGAGCAGAGAAAUGAAGAUGAGCCUUACUAGUAACAAACAAAUAAAGUUGGUGAUGUUAUGAUCUUAGUGAUGUACUUGUCACGGUUUGUAAUCACGAUAUCAAAUAAAAUAAA
Asparagus officinalis (garden asparagus) is the source of this 504-nucleotide messenger RNA. Its product is annotated as non-specific lipid-transfer protein 1-like. Gene Ontology annotation, molecular function: lipid binding. The transcript has 2 exons. The record is from RefSeq and is a predicted model, not a curated record. The coding region runs from base 177 to 452 and encodes 91 amino acids. NCBI's taxonomy places the organism in Eukaryota, Viridiplantae, Streptophyta, Magnoliopsida, Asparagales, Asparagaceae. Gene Ontology annotation, biological process: lipid transport.